Messenger RNA from Morus notabilis, 1868 nucleotides. Its product is annotated as F-box/kelch-repeat protein SKIP6. The transcript is spliced from 3 exons. Bases 226 to 1353 code for a protein of 375 amino acids. Lineage: Eukaryota; Viridiplantae; Streptophyta; Magnoliopsida; Rosales; Moraceae. Gene Ontology annotation, molecular function: protein binding. The record is from RefSeq and is a predicted model, not a curated record.
GUCCAAAGAAGAUGAAGAUGUAAAGGAAGCUCUAGCUUUGUUUUGCUCAACAACGAAGGCUCUAGCCACUUCGUCUUGUUUGAGGUUGUUGCGGUGGCGAUUUUCACAGUGGAGAUCAGCGCCAGCUAGAUCGUCGCGGUGAAGUCCGUCGUUGUGGAGAUCUUUGAGCCCAAACCGCAUUUCACUUGUACGACUUCUGCUCCGAAAACCUCCUUAACAAACCCCAUGUCGACCACCACGACCGAGGCACCGCCAGGGAUCCUCAUCCCGUCACUACCAAACGACGUCGCUUUGCAAUGUCUAGCUCGCGUCCCAAGACAGUAUCACCCUGUACUCGCGGCGGUGUCGAAGCCCAUCAGAUCCCUCCUCUCCUCCCCGGAGCUAUUCGCCGCCCGAUCGUCCCUCAACUCCACCGAAAGCUUGCUUUACCUCACGAUCCGAAGCCUAUAUGGAAAGCCCAAGGGUUGGUUCACGGUCUAUGGAAGAAGGUCCAACACAAACGACGACAACAAGAGCAAUAUCAUCGUCGCCCCAGUCCCAGGAGUUCCCAAGGACCGGCUAGAUUGGUCCGAUUGUGCCGCCGUGGGCUCCAAGAUCUAUGUCGUGGGCGGCAUAAAUUGUGUUAGCUAUUCAACUAAGGUGUGGAUUUUCGACUGCCGUUUCCACACGUGGGAGCGUGGUCCGGGCAUGCCAACGGUGAGAAGUCAGGCUGCCAAGACCGUAGUUUUGGACAGCAAAAUUUAUGUGAUCGGAUGUUGGACGGAGAAGAAAUCAUGGGUCCUUGUUUUCGACACGGUGGCUAGGAGCUGGGAGACCCUUCCUAGCCCCAAGCUUGGGGUCUACAAUGAACGGGUUGUCGGCUGCACUAUUAGGGGUGGUAAGGUUUGCGUCUGGUUGGAGAGAGAAGAGAUCAGGUUCGAUCCCGCGACGGAGACGUGGGAGGUGUUUGAGAGUGGCGUUAGACCGGGAUUUCAUUGGACUGCACAGAUGUGCGAGGUGAAUGGGGUCUUGUAUUGCGCUGAUGAAGAUACAAGGACGAUUAGAGGCUUGAAUGAAAGAAAUGGGAUUUGGAAAGAGCUCAAACUUGUGAAUAAUAGAGGGUUGCCUAAUCGCUUCCGGGACCCUUGUAUGGUCAAUGUGGGAGGGAGGUUGGUAAUAAUGGGGUUGGGAUAUCCACGGGAUGAAAUUUUUACUUCAGAAUUGGAAUUAUGGUGUGCGGAAAUUGAAGUGAAGAUGGACAGGGAUGGGGAUUUGCUGGGAGAAGUUCUGUGGUCGAAGUUGGUCUUUUCAAUGAGCUCACUGUUGGUAGAUAUGGAGCCCUUGUUCUAUACUUGUCUGCCAGUUUCUUUUUGAGGGUGGAUGUGUCACAGUUUCUAAAUUCUGAAAUCCAUUUCCUUGUAGCAGAUUCUGUUGAAUAUCAUGCUUGUGGAGUCCUUUCGCCACCUAGCCGCCGUGGAUCCAAUGAAUAUGUUUGUCUGUUGUCUUUUGCUUGAAUUAGUGUUUGUUCUGUUAAGGUUGGACUUGUUACUUCCUAAUUUUCAGUUUAUUUUCUGUGUCAUGUAAAUUGGUUUGAAUAGCCAACCAUCAGGCUUUUGCUGUCUUUAAAGACAUAGUGAUGAAUAUAAAGUGUGCAUAGUUUUAAUCAAAGCUAUGUUGUUCGCCUGAAGCAUCGGUAAAAAAAUUUUUGUUUCCCUUUGAAUCAAAAGUUUUGUUGCUUUCCUUGGAAGAUGGCAGUUGCUUUAGUUUUCUAGUGUAUUUAUUGGUGGAUCUAAUAAGAAUUGCUUAACCAAGUAUCAUUAGAAAACUUGUGACAACAAUUUUAUUUUUCUUUGAAACAAGAAUAUAGAGACCUGACACCAUAUGCACGU